Clarias gariepinus (North African catfish) is the source of this 3158-nucleotide messenger RNA. RefSeq names its product tetratricopeptide repeat domain 14 (gene ttc14). Bases 179 to 2374 code for a protein of 731 amino acids. The record is from RefSeq and is a predicted model, not a curated record. Gene Ontology annotation, molecular function: protein binding; nucleic acid binding. NCBI's taxonomy places the organism in Eukaryota, Metazoa, Chordata, Actinopteri, Siluriformes, Clariidae. The transcript has 13 exons.
UUAUUAGCUUCUUGUCGAUUUUUGGGUUUUCUUGCGUACGCUACCCAGCAGCUAGUUAGUUCUAAAACAUUUUAUGCUUCUUUACACAGCUUUCAUGCAUAGUGCUGAAAAUGACUACAAAUGAAAUAUCAGAAGGUUGGAGUGUGUAUAGCCAUAUAAGGAGAAUUUGUUGCUAACCAUGGAUAAAGAUUUACUCAGGCAGUCCGUGGCAUUUCAUGGACAGAGUCUGUUUUCUCUGUUAAAAUGUGAACAGAGUGAAAAUCCAGACUUUAAACACAUCACAGCUGAUCUCGCCAAAUCUUUGAAUCAGAGUGAUAAAGAAGAUGAGAGUCCUAUUGUGGAACAAUUUAUUGCAAGGAAAGCAGAUUUACUGUUUGCUCCAGAAUUUAAAUCAACCACACCUGUAGAAGAAGAGUUGCAAGAAGAUGCGCAAGAGCCAUAUGGCAUUAUGCCACCAUUGGAGCAGUUCAUGGACAUUUCUUAUAACAAGAGAAGAGAGCUUUUUUACAGAGACGUGGAACGAGGUGAUUUAGUCAUUGGCAGAAUAACGUCAAUCCGGGAUUUCGGAUUCUUUGUUAAUCUUCUCUGCACCGCUGGGGGAAUGGAAAGGGAUGUUGAAGAUCUAGAGAUAACGGGUCUAUGUCCAAUCAGAGAUGUCCCAUCAACUGGAAAUCAUGAUGAUCCUUUGUCUUAUUUUCAGACCGGGGAUUUAAUUAGAGCUGGUGUGAAGGACAUCGACCGCUAUCAUGAGAAGCUGACCAUUUCGCUUCAUCCUACCUCUCUGGCCUUGAACAUGGAGCGAACCAAACUGGGUGUAAUAAACAAAGAAGAUUUACCUCUUCAUUACACCCGUGGCGAACAGGUGGCCGUGGACUACAAAGAGUCGUAUGAGAUGUUACUCCAAAGUUCACUCGGCUUCUCUAACCCUUCCAAUGUGGAUUAUUUGCUUGGCAAGCUAGGAAUCAGCGACACACGAUCGCACUCACUAAUGAGAGGAUUACAGAGUAAACAUUUCAUGGAAGAUGAUUUUGCAAGUGCUAUUCGGAAGAAGCAGUCUGCUUCCUGGGCUUUGAAAUGUGUGAAAGCUGGUGUGAAUCAUUUUAAAGCAGGUCACCAUGUAGAAGCGAUGAAUGAGUACAACAAGGCUUUAGAGAUUGACACCAACAACGUUGAAGCUCUUGUGGCACGUGGCGCUCUAUAUGCCACUAAAGGCAGCUUAGUGAAAGCCAUCAGUGACUUUGAACUAGCUUUGGAAAGCUGCUCAACACACAGGAAUGCCAAGAAAUAUUUGUGCCAAACCCUUGUGGAACGUGGUGGACAGCUGGAGGAAGAGGAGAAGUUGGUUACAGCAGAAGGGCUUUAUAAGAAAGCAAUAGCUUUAGAUGACACAUUUCAUGAAGCGAAGGAAGCGCUGAGGAAGCUCCAGCUGCACAUCCAGAAAACUCUUAAACUGAAAGCUGAGGAGGCUGCAAAGGAGAAGGAAAAGCAACCAAGUGCAGAGACGAGUGCAGAUAAAUUACGUAAGAUCUUAAAAGAAGAAAAAAGGAUGAAAAAGAAAAGGAAGAGGUAUGACUCCACUUCAGAGACAUCCUCAAGCUCUGAUUCCUCCAGCGAUGACUUAUCUAGUCGCAAAAAAAGCAAAAAACGAAAGCACAAACGACGACGGUCUUCACACAGUGAUAAAAAACACAAGCAGAAGGUUCCAUCACAUGAUGAGGAGGAAAUUGAGGAUUACCCUGUUCCUGCUAACACCUCAGCGUCCUUUAUCAAUGAGAAACAAACCCUUGUUAAACUGCUCGAUGGUAAUAACAGAGCUGAAAACCGAAGACUUUCUCAUGAAAAAAGCAGAGAAGGUAGGUUUAAAGAUGAGGCCUUCACCUGGGGCCCUGAAACUGAGGACAGGAAGGAGGAAGUCAGGAUGUCAGGCAGUCAUCACGAGUGCCUCAGCGGGUUAAAUGGCCGGGGGAAAGACACGUACAGAGAUCGCAGAAGAUCUGAAGAUGAACACAGCGCUCGGUCAGAAAGUUGUAGAAGCUCACGGAGCACUUCCUGUAGAAAAGAUUCCUCCUCGGCAUAUUCAGAGACCUCACACAAAUCUGACACAUGUGAUUUUACCACAAAAAAAUCCAGUUCUUACACAUCCAACUCGUGCAAUUUCCACUCGUCUGACUCACGCAGAUCAGAUUCUUAUAAAUCUGGAAGUGAUAGAAAGUCACACGUCAGGGAAGAUAAUGAAGGAAACAAUCGUAGAUUAAGCUGCAGUGAUGUGAGCAAAGCCAUGGAGGGAAACCUAAAAAAGAAUUUACCCACCAGUUUACUGGAUAUCUUUAAUCAGAUUGCUGAGUUUGAGAAAGAAAAAAAGCAGAAGAAAUAAAUAACAUGUUCCUAUUCACAGUUGCUUUAAGUUUUUUUUAAUUGCUUUAGAAAAAAAAAGAUUAAAGGAUAAACUUGUGGUAGCCCAAACCUGCCAACAUUUAUAUAUUUUGUUUCGGAGUGUCCCUUGCAGAAGAUUAAACAUUCAAAGAAUAUAUACAAGUAGUCUUCCAUAGCAAUGUCUUAAAUGUAACACAUCAAACAGUCUGAGCUGCAGAUCAAUAAGGAUUAUGUUGGCCAAGUUGAAUCAUUUUAUGCCUUCUCCCAAUGAACAUCAGACAAGAGAUCUGUACAUAUUCAAUUUCUAAAUAAACAAGAUUAUUCCUGGUUGGCAGGUCUGGAUACACUGAAAAUGCCUUGUAAUAAACAAACCUGAUGAUACCACUGAUGUAGCAGUUAUCACUUCUUUAUAUAAAGUUUUUGUUUUGACUUAUUGAGUGAAAUAAAUUGAUUCCUUGACGAAAGGUUUUUGUAGUUGAAAAUUUUAAAACGUUUAAGCUCGUAAGCUCUUUGAAACUACAGUAAGUACAUUUAUGUACAUUUAUGGAUACAGUUUAUUUCUGUAGAGGGCUGUAAAUUUGGAAUGAGGAUGUAAUCCAAUGGUAAAAUGUAUUGAUUGUUGAUUGGAUCAUGAUUAGAUGCAUGUCUGCUGUUUUUUAUUCCACUUCACUGUGAUUCUUUUUGUUUCUACUUGUUUCCCAGUUUGAUUAAUAUCAUAGGACUGCGUGUACCACAUGUAAACCAAUAUAUCCAAACAUCUCCUAAUAAACCGAGGCUCAGAACAA